UAGCUGAAGUAUUCUUCUUCAAUGAGUUCCAAUUCCUUCUUCUGAAGACGUUUUUUCUCAUAUUACUGUUCACUUUGCUAUUGAUUUUCAUAUCGUGGCGAGUGUACGGUAAACGAAUAUCAGAGAGGUUUAUGAAACCAGCAACAUCAGCAACAAUAGAACAACUGAAAGAAAGUGUUUCCAAACUGAAACUGCCUAAAGAGCAUACACCCAGGAUAUAAUACAAUAAUGGCAGAUAAAAUAAAAAGGUUUUUUCAAAAGAAAAAAGUUGAUGCAAAAUUCAAACUAGCUGGACCUGGACAUAAACUGAGUGAAUCAACAAUAAGCAGUCAGACUUCAGACUCAUCUAGGAAGGAUGUCCCAGUUAAACGUUCAGGGUUGUCAGAGGAAAGUAAAGUGGCAGCAGAGGCGGCUUUGGCCAGACUACAACAAAAGAGGGACAAUCCUGCAUUCAAUACUUCACUAGCUGCCAUACAGGCACAAGUGAAAAAAGAAUUGGAGAAUGAGAAAGCAUCUGCUUCUGCCGUGAAGGCACCAGCGAGUUCAGAUACAGAGAAGAAAGAAACAGAAGUAGACUUGCCUAUGAAUUUUGCUGCUUCUGGAGUAUUCUUUAAAUGUCCACUAAUUAGUAAUGAUAUUUUACCACGGGAUGAAUGGAAGAUAAAUAUCAAAACAUUCCUAUAUGAACAGUUAGAGGAGGAGAGAGGAUUGACAGCCUGUCUAAUUAUACAGUCUUGCAACAAUAAUAGAGAUAAGAUUGAUACCUGCGUAGAAACCCUUUGCAAAUAUUUGGAAAACAUAGUCACGUAUCCAGAGGAAGAGAAGUAUCAGAAAAUUAGAAUGUCUAAUAGAGCAUUCUGCGAACGCGUUCAGCCAAUAGAGGGAUCGUUAGACUUACUCCUAGCAGCUGGGUUUACACAGCAAAAAGUGACCAACGCAGAUGGUAUAGAAGAAGAUUACCUAAUAUUCAGUAAAGAUAAUAUACCUUCGGUGGAAAUGUUAACGACACUAAUCGACGCGCUCCGGACAGCGGAACCUAUCCAGUUAGAAUUAGAUAGAAACCUACAAGUGUUAUUGCCGUCGCAAGCGGCCACAAAGGUGCAGCUACCUGCGUCAUUUUAUGCACUUACACCUGAAGAAUUAAAGAGAGAACAGCAACUAAGAACUGAAGCGAUAGAAAGAAGCCAGAUGCUACGCACCAAGGCUAUGAGAGAGAAGGACGAACUACGAGAAAUGAGGAAGUACAAAUUCGCAAUAAUUAGAACACGUUUCCCAGAUGGCAUUUUGUUACAAGGGACAUUCUCUGUAUACGAACGCUACAAUGAAAUAUACGAAUUCGUCCAAGAAAACCUUGAACACAGCGGUCUGCCUUUCGUCCUGAAUACACCAACUGGCCACAAACUGAGCAUAGACGAGGAUGCAAAUAAAACCCUUAUCGACCUACGAUUAGUACCGGCCACAGUGCUCACAUUCGCUUGGCACCACAGUGUAGUUGAUGAAAUCCAGAAAAGUCCUAGUAGUAACGUCUAUUUGAAGCCAGAAAUUAUGGUGCUCGUGCAAGAAGUAUAAAAGUCUACCUAUAUAAUAUACUCUUUGUUGAAGCUUACAAUAUAACACUAUCUUAUAAUUUUGCACAUAUUAAUUCUAAUAAUUGACUUUACUCACGUUUAAAAUUCGGAAAUGCUUGACUGCUUUUGGAACUGAAUAGUUACUAUGAGCGCGGUUCAUAACUACGUCGCAAACGGCACUACACGACCAGCUAAUAAUAGUAGCGUCUGUGUAAAUACGUGAAAUUAAUGAACACACAGUGUUUUUUGAGUUUCCGACAAUUGUUUCAACUUUAUCUGGAAAUUUUCAUGAUGCGUUUAGCGCCUUGCGUCACUGUGAAUUCAUUAAUCUCCUUUAUUUACAUAGAAAUUGAAUAAAAAUUAACAUAAACUUUAAAAGCAAUAAUAGUAGUAACUGACUAUAUCCAUCCAACUGAUGUCAACUGGCAUCUCCAUAUUUAAAACGUGGGCAAAGCGGUUAUAAAUAAUUACGAUAUUUAUUAUACAACAUAUUAAAAUUGCUUCAAUUAUUAUAAUACCUCUUAAACACAGUUUCAUAUUUUUUUUUAAUGGGUGAUAAUGGUUUGGUAACGCCGUCUGCGCUAUUGGUAUACACUGGUGGGAUACCAGUGAGGGAUGACAGAUGAAGAUGAAAGUAGGUCAGUUAGCCCACCCUGACGAAUUAAACUAGAAUUAGUUACUAUGGUUUCCAGGGGGAACCACGUGGAGGUCGACCUGACAGGGUAUAUUGCUAGUAAUAGGGCUUAUUUGACCCCAUUACUAACAAUCCCUUCCCCCCCCCCCCCCCCCAGUUUCGUAUAUUAGUGCAGAUUCUAAAAUAACAAAAUUAAUCCGAGCGACGGCGGUAUGCUCGCCUCUUGCCACGUUACUAUUUCAAAAUGCUCGGCGAAAUGUCUUGCCCACAAUGACAACGGUCAAUAUAAAUGCCUCUGAGUACCCGUUAAAGCAGUGUUUUUCAAACUUUUCCAUGGCGCGAUCUCUUAGUAUAUAAAAAUAUUUUGCGACCUACCCUACGCGGUUCGUAAUCUGUAUGUAUUUUAAUAUUUUACAAUUAUCAAUCUUUUUGUUUAUUUUCAUUGUUAGGUAUUGGUUAAAAACAAUAAUAUUACAUUACAAUUUUACAUAAUGAUUAUAAUAUUACAUAAUAAAGUACCUAAGACAGGCAACGAUUUCAGUUUCGCAACCUUCCACGACCCCCUUGUAAAUGCUUAGGGACCUCUCAAGGGGUCGCGACACAAACUUUGUAAACUCUGCCUUAGCGAUUAUAAUUACUAGCACAUUUAAUUUAUUCUGAAAUAUUACUAUAGAUUCUACGGCUGCUAUAAAUUCGUAGUUUUUGGCCAAAUAUUUCACUCAUUUUUCAAAAUGAUGGCACGCGAUAAGAUUUUCUUGAAAGCCUGUCGUAAUACGACAAAGCAAGGCGAUUAAUGAUAAUUUUAUUAAAAGAAAAUCAGUAUGGUGACUGUAUAAAAGUAUGAAUUUAGAGGGUGUCCAGUGUAGAGAAACAUUACGCAGAUACUGUGUUGGGAAUGGUACUAUUUAAAUACGUUAUGUAUAUAUUUGUAAUAUAUAUAUAUAUAUAUAUAUAUAUAUAUAUAUAUAUAUAUAUAUAUAUAUAUAUAUAUAUGUGAAUUUUUAACUUAAUGGUCGCCUUGCUUGAUUAUGGCUCUGAAUAUAAUGACAUAUUGGUUUCAAUUGAGACAGAAAAUUAUUUGAGUAGUUUGUUAUAAAUGAACUUAAUAAAAUCACAGAAAACCCAAUUGUAAUGUUUUUAAAGAUCAAUUAUUAUUGUUGUUGUGUAUUUCAAAUCAUUUUUAAAUGUAAAUAGACCUAACAUUUAGAACUAGUUUUCAUUCUCCGAAAUUUACAUGAAUUACUUUUUAUUUGUAAAAAUUCCUACACAGAGGUUUAAAAACAACAUGAAUAUUAAAUAGAUUUUAAAACAUUGAGGUCGAUUCUGUCCAUUUCUCUUAAUAUAUAUUUUAAUUUUACUGUUUCGCGAAUAUUACUAAUUUAGGGACUAUAUUGAAUCAAUAUUUCUAAUAUUUGGGACUUGAAUCAAAAAUUUAUUUAAAAAUUCAUAUUGGUCAAUAGAAUAAAGAUUUUGCUGUAAUAACGAAUAGAAAUUUUAAUUUCAGAGAUAGAAUUAGAGAUCCCAAUGUCUUACAAAAUCUACUAAAUGAAUUUACUUUUUUUUGGUUCCUAAAAAAGAAAUAAAAUUUUGAAUUUUAUUAAAGAGUAUAUUAUCUUUUAAAUUUGUAUUGUUUUAAUUUGACGAUCUCGAAUAACGAAUGGUAAACAUGAUUUAGAUGCCAACAAUGCCGAUGUUAAUGUGAUAUAAUACCACAUUUAAACCCUUCUUUGUAAAAAAUAUAUAAAAGACCAAGUUCACUUUAAGUUGAUCGUGUCUGGAUACCUUAAUGUCCAUUGGAGAAAAAAAAAACAUAGCUGUCUAAUUUAUAUUUUUAACCAUUUUUCCUUUAAUUUUGAACAUAAAUUAUAUCACCUUGAUUUAUUUUACCAAUAAAAAAAUCACGCAAAGAAGGGUUAAGAUUUAUGAAUGAUGUACAAUUUUUAUGUAUGUAGAUAUAAAAUCACUCUGUAUACCCCGUCUCCAUAUAUGACACAUGAUUGUGGUAACAUGCAAUUCCAGAGAUUUUAUGAUGACUGGACUAAAUUUUUAACUAAGAGUUGUCCUGAUUGAACUUAAAAACGCGGAUGGACAAAACAUGGAAUGUCCAUCAUUUACAUAAGACAUUAUUUCGUGGUGAUUAAUACCCAGCCUUAUAGCAAAUUCAAGCAAGUCUAAAAGCACAUAUUUUUGUGUCUACAAUAAUUAUAAAUAAAGAUUUCACAUAUUAUAAAUCAUGAAAUGAGACCGUUUGAACCGAGUUUGAUUAUAAUUCUAUUUAAAAACUUUUAUUAAUUGUCUUUUUAAGAAUGAUGAAAAGUAACAGAUUAAUUGUACAGACUAAGAAAUGGUAGGGGAGAAGAGAUUCUAUCAAAUACCAAGCCCUCUUUCAUUAAUUCAUUCAUAGAAACUAAAACAUCUACAAACCUAUUUUAACUAUUAGAAUCAAAUAAAUUACUAUGAAAUCAAGAAAUUAACACAAAAAAGGACAAAAAACUUCAAUAGCUAAAAUAGCUUUGACAUUUUUUAUGAAUAUGAUAAGGGGGCUAUAUUUAAAUAAUUACUUCAUGUAAACAGAUCAUAAUGAAUCAUUUUUUAUAUUUAGCCAAAUUUGCUUAAUCACUUCAUCUCUACAACCUUAAUAUUAAGCUCCAGCCCCUCUAGACAAGUGGUAAGCGAAUCUAUCGAUAGUCUCUUUAACUGCACACAUGAAAAAGAAACCGGACUUUUGUCUCAUUCUAUUUCAUGCAUUAUCAUUUAAAUCUAUAGAAAAAUCUGUUUGCCAUUUAAAUAAAAGGCAUUAGCUACUCCUACCAGUUGUCCAACUACCUACUCCUACCAAUGGUCAUCUCAUCGUUCAGGAUAAGUUAAAGACGUUGGACCACUGGUUGUUUCUUACACUGUGCAUUAUAGUCUGUAAUGUUAGUUGAUCUUUGGUUGCACUAGUGUGUUAAUUUUUUACCUAUAUUGUUAAUGUUUUCUAAUUUAAGCUACUUUUUGCGAUUUAUUUAUUGUAAAACAUACGCGUUUACUGGUCAAAUGUAUUAAAAACAAAGUUAAUAA
Molecule: messenger RNA, 5262 nt
Organism: Galleria mellonella (greater wax moth)
Lineage: Eukaryota; Metazoa; Arthropoda; Insecta; Lepidoptera; Pyralidae
Gene: Gint3
Product: UBX domain-containing protein 6
Exons: 9
Coding region: 229-1569 (446 amino acids)
Cellular component (GO): cytoplasm
Molecular function (GO): protein binding
Source: RefSeq, a predicted model, not a curated record